Messenger RNA from Pterocles gutturalis (yellow-throated sandgrouse), 1018 nucleotides. RefSeq names its product stromal cell-derived factor 2-like protein 1. Lineage: Eukaryota; Metazoa; Chordata; Aves; Pterocliformes; Pteroclidae. The transcript is spliced from 3 exons. The record is from RefSeq and is a predicted model, not a curated record. The coding region runs from base 1 to 621 and encodes 206 amino acids.
AUGGGGCUGUGGGGUGCGCUGGAGGCCUGGCGGCCUGGCAGGGAGAGGAGGAUGCUGAGGCCUGGGGUACAGGAAGACGUUACAGCUGUGCUCCACAGGUCCUGGAGUGGGGAUGUCACAGGGAUGCUUUUCCCUCAUUCCCGAGGAAGCGGGCAGCAGUCAGUGACAGGAGUUGAAGCUUCAGAUGAUGCUAACAGUUACUGGCGGAUUCGUGGGAAGAGUGAUGGCAGUUGCCAACGUGGGACACCAGUGAAAUGCGGGCAAGCUAUACGACUUACCCAUGUGAACACAGGGAAAAAUUUACACACUCAUCACUUCCCAUCACCGCUCUCCAAUAACCAAGAAGUGAGUGCCUUUGGUGAUGAUGGCGAAGGAGAUGACCUCGAUAUCUGGAUUGUGCAAUGCAGUGGGACUUACUGGGAGCGGGAGGAUGCAGUGCGCUUCAAGCACGUAGGAACUGAGGUGUUCCUUUCAAUAACGGGGGAACAGUAUGGCCAUCCCAUUAGAGGCCAGCGGGAAGUUCAUGGCAUGCCUACUGCUAAUCAUCACAACUAUUGGAAAGCGAUGGAAGGAGUCUUCGUCAAACCCAGUGUGGACCCUGCAAAACAUGAUGAGCUCUGAAUUGACAGAGGAUCCAAAAUGCUUCAGCUUACUCCGGUGUUUGGAGAUACUAGUCCUUGGUCUCUUAUAAGUUCCACCUUGCAUAAGUGACUGACUUUCUGUAUUACCGAAGGGCAUUAGUUCAUUCUAGGAAUGCAGCACUUCUGUGGGAAAUGGCAUAUGCCACGUUCAGCCAUUGAAAUUUGUUUGGCAAAAUUCCUUCUGAAUUUUCAAGCUCAAUUGAUGAAACUAGUUUAUACGUCUGUUAGUUUUUGUUGUCAUUUGUUUUGCAUAUUACUUUUUCUCGAAUUUAAAGGAAAUGGAAAAACUGAAGUAAUACGUUUCUGUAGUCCCAAGUACAAUAAAACUUUGUAUUUUGUAAUCUUUUUCCAAUUAUAAUUAAAUAUUUGGAAACUGA